Molecule: messenger RNA, 1064 nt
Organism: Aedes albopictus (Asian tiger mosquito)
Lineage: Eukaryota; Metazoa; Arthropoda; Insecta; Diptera; Culicidae
Exons: 3
Coding region: 67-1041 (324 amino acids)
Cellular component (GO): nucleus
Source: RefSeq, a predicted model, not a curated record
CGUUCCGUGAUCGGGAUCAGCCGAAUCAGCGUGUCAAAACAAAAAACCACAAAAUCGCAGAGCAGCAUGGCCGUGUUUGGUCCGAAUAAACGCCGGAAAAUCCCGGUUCCGAAGCGGCACGGUGUCCGAGAUCCGCUGAAGAAACUUGCCGAGAGGGAAGCUGCUAUAAAAGACAAAAUCAACAACCCCCCAAGAGAAAAAGACGUCCAGGAGGUUUCCAAUCGAUUCAAAAAAUUUGUCCAACUCAAAGAGCAAACCAGAAAUCACGCUUCAAACAAGCAACGAACUCCCCAUCAACAUCAGCAACCGAAGCAGCGCCGGGAGCCGAAACGAAGCCAACUCCAGGUCGGAGACAGCGUCGUCCGGCAACUUCCGAAAGAACCGGAAGAAGCAUUUUUGGCUCGUGCCAGCAAACUGCAACAGGAUCGGGUGACGGAGGCUAAAUUUUCCUCCAAGUUCAAUGUGGACAUCGAACGGGACGAGUCAACGGGAGCCGUUCGGCUGAAGAAACGGAAAACCCACGAAAUCGACGAACUGUUGAAAAAGAAAGCCGAAGAAGCGAAGGGAUUCAAAAAGAAGAAGAAGGCGAAGGAGGAAAACAAGAAGUUAACUCUAGCUGAGAAGAAGGCACUGAAGAAGCAGAAGAUCGAAGAGAAGAAACGUAAAGAGGAGGACAAACUGCUGGAAGAGUACCAGAUGGAUAACGUGGCGUUUGGGGAGGUGGUUGAUGGGCCGCCAACCCUGAACACGAAACCGAGACGUGCGGAAAAGCUGGAAGGGGCACCAAGGCCUGGUCAAAAACGAUUGUUGCUGCACUCUUUGUUGGAUCCAUCGAAGGACGAAGAUGACGAUCAAGAUGCCGAGCCGCAGAAAAAGAAAUCAAAGAAAAAGUCACAAGCACAGCAGCAGCAGCAAAAGUUGGACCUCAAAGGGAAGCGUAAGAAUUUGCCGGUUUGCACUAGAAUGAAGCUGGAACGAGAGCAGCAAAGUGUAAUCGAGCUUUAUCGGCAGAUGAAGAAGUCCAAGAACCAGGGGGCUUGAGAUGUAAAUAUGGUUGAUAAGCU